This is a messenger RNA of Rhincodon typus (whale shark), 1298 nucleotides long. It is a transcript of the gene acp1, whose product is annotated as acid phosphatase 1. Gene Ontology annotation, cellular component: cytoplasm. NCBI's taxonomy places the organism in Eukaryota, Metazoa, Chordata, Chondrichthyes, Orectolobiformes, Rhincodontidae. Gene Ontology annotation, molecular function: non-membrane spanning protein tyrosine phosphatase activity; acid phosphatase activity. Gene Ontology annotation, biological process: protein dephosphorylation. Bases 95 to 568 code for a protein of 157 amino acids. The transcript has 6 exons. The record is from RefSeq and is a predicted model, not a curated record.
GAUUUCCAGCGAGCGGGUCCUAGGAGACUGCGCGGAGCAGGCAGAAGGGUAGACGGAGGCGAGUGACGCGGCCUCCUGGUAGGACCCGGUGAAGAUGGCGGGCGGGCAGAAGUCGGUUCUGUUUGUCUGUUUGGGCAACAUUUGCCGAUCUCCAAUUGCUGAAGCUAUCUUCAGGAAACUGGUAACAGAUCGAGGCAUUACAAACAAAUGGAAAAUAGACAGUGCAGCAACAUCAACGUAUGAAAUAGGGAAUCCUGCUGACCAUCGGGGCCAGAAGUGUCUGAUGAAACAUGGCAUUACCACGAAUCAUAUUGCCAGGCAGGUAACCAAGAAUGAUUUCUUAACAUUUGAUUACAUGCUAUGCAUGGAUGAAAACAAUUUGAGAGAUUUAAAAAGGAUGGCUGAUAAAGUGAAGAACCUCAAAUCCGAAAUAAAGCUGCUUGGCUCAUUUGACCCACAGAAUCAUCUUAUUAUACAAGAUCCUUAUUAUGGAACUGAAGCAGAUUUUGAAGACGUAUACCAGCAGUGUUUAAGAUGUUGCACGGCAUUCCUAGAGACCACCACAUAACUGUGCUGAGGGCUGUUUUAACAUAUUAGAAAAAUAAUCUUCAAUAAGUAAAAAUCUUGUCAAUAUUACUUUCAAACUUACAAAACUCAUCUCUGAAAAUGAAAUUAAAUAUUUUAGAAACUCAUAUUAAUUUUGAAUGUUUCAUUAUUUACUUUGUUCUGGAGAGGCAGUAGUUUUCCUCCAUUAAAGACACGUGAGUGUGAAUUUCGUUCACAUGAAUUUAAAGCAAAUUUUGUUCAAACUUAUGGUUUGUUUUCAGGAAUUGCUAGUGAGAAGAAUUUCAGAAGAACAUUGCAUUGUUUUAAAAAGAAUUGCUGUCAACUUGCUUUCCUUAUCGAAAAUUGACUUGUAUUUCAGAAAUAAUGAAUAAAUGUGCAUGACAAAAUUCUUAAGUCACAGUGAAGAUUUUUUAUGCGUUACAGUUAAGAGUUAGAAUAACUCCUUCACUUUAAAGUAUACUAUAAUUUUUGUUAUAGUUACAUAGCAACCAUGUUUACUAAUGUGAAGUUUUGCAGCAACCCAAAAUAUGUAAAGAAUGGUCCUUUAUAAUUAAACAUUUUAUUAAUGUUAACUGUUGUUCCAAAACUGAAACCAUUUCUCCAUUAAUUAUCUUUUGUUAAAUUCAGAUUGCUUGAUUGAUCCGAAAUGUUCUUUAACUGCAGUGAGAAUGCACGAUGGUAGCAGAUGUUUGAUUUGAUUGUGGCCAGCUACAAUAAAGUGUUUUGCCGCA